This is a messenger RNA of Pogonomyrmex barbatus (red harvester ant), 6223 nucleotides long. It is a transcript of the gene mon2, whose product is annotated as Mon2 homolog, regulator of endosome-to-Golgi trafficking. NCBI's taxonomy places the organism in Eukaryota, Metazoa, Arthropoda, Insecta, Hymenoptera, Formicidae. The record is from RefSeq and is a predicted model, not a curated record.
CGAGCACGUACGCCAGCGAGAGAGAGGACGGCAGGGGACACAACGACGUCGCGUCAGUGUCUGCGUCUACGAGGGUGAUUUACGAGUUUAUUUCCGUGGCGAGUCGUCCGAUGUGAUCCGCAAACGCGCGGCGACUUCGAGAGGGCGAUUCCCAUGGACCGCCGUCGUCGCCCGUCCGCUGUCACUGUCGCUGUCGCUGUCGCUGUCAACGACGAUCGGCGUGACGGACCGUGCCAACUCGACCACCGCCCGACCGCCGAGCGUCGUGGCGCUUAGCCUCUCGACCCGGUAGCGAGCGAUCAUGCCCCCGGUCUCGGAGGUUGUGUUGAUCUAGGGAAACGCGGGCAACAGUGCAGGCGAUGUCAGCGAUGACAAUGGCGAGUGCCGUCGUCGGCAAUAAUCCGGAGAAUGCCUCCAAGUUCCUGGAGACUCUGCAGUCGGACCUCAAGGUACUUGCCUCGGAAACCAAGAAGAAGUAUCCGCAAAUAAAGGAGUCAUGCGAGGAAGGAAUUGCAAAGUUGAGAAUAGCCUCCAGUAACCCAGGGACAUCAAUUUAUUAUAUUGUAAAUCAAAUUCUUUAUCCUCUAGUUCAAGGCUGCGAAAGUAAGGAUGUAAAAAUCAUCAAGUUUUGCUUAGGCAUGAUGCAAAGACUAAUAACGCAACAAGCGAUAGAUCAGAAAGGUGCUCGAUAUAUUACAGAUACUUUAUGGUUGUUAAUGGAAUCAGGUACAGAGGAAGUUAAAGUUUUGCAGACGGUAACACUGUUACUUACAAGUAACACUGUAGUACAUGGAGAUAUCUUGGCAAGAAACCUAGUGCUUUGUUUUCGAUUACAUUUCACAAAAGAUUGUACAACGAUAAACACAGCUGGUGCUACUGUAAGGCAAUUAGUAUCUUUAGUGUUUGAGAGAGUAGUUGCCGAGGAUGAGCAAAGUCCUGAUCAGCCAGAAUCUGACGAAGUAAAUUUAGAAAAACUGAAAAUUCCAACGAAUCAAGCGCCUCAAGAUCUCGGUCCUUGCGCUGCAGAUGCAUAUUUGAUGUUUCAGGAUCUUGUACAAUUGGUGAAUGCUGAUCAACCGUAUUGGUUAAUAGGCAUUACUGAAAUGACUAGAACUUUUGGUUUGGAGUUGCUAGAGUCGGUUUUAAUAAACUUUUCGUCAGUCUUUUUUAAGCAUCCAGAGUUUAGCUUCUUAUUGAAGGAAAGAGUGUGUGCGCUUGUGAUAAAAUUGUUUUCGCCUAAUAUCAAGUAUCGUAAUUCGGUACCAGCGUCUUUGCAACAAGCUACGCCUUUAGACAAACCUUAUUUUCCUAUUAGUAUGAGGCUACUGCGAGUUGUGUCAAUUUUGAUACAAAAAUAUCAUUCCUUGUUGGUGACAGAAUGUGAAAUAUUCUUAUCUUUAAUUGUGAAAUUCCUGGAUCCUGAUAAACCUACUUGGCAAAGAGCUUUAGCAUUGGAAGUUUUGCAUAAAAUGACAGUUCAAGCAGACUUGCUGACAAAUUUCUGCGAAUGUUAUGACUUAAAGCCACAUGCUACAAAUAUUUUUCAAGACAUUGUCAAUAGCUUAGGUGCAUAUGUACAUAGCCUCUUUGUAAAUCCACAGAUGAUGAGUCAGACAGCAGCAAGUACAGCCAUGCCUCAGAGCACAGGUUCUCCAUUAUUCACAGGAAUGCCCAUCGGGCCUGGCGUAUCACCUCAACCCGGUUUUUAUUCACGCGGUAUUUGGUUGCCAGUGGUAGCAACAUUUACGAGCGGACAGGCUAAACCAACUUAUUUGGAAAUGUUGGAUAAAGUCGAACCACCGCAAAUACCGAUUGGUUAUGGAAUCAGUAUAGCUUACGCGUGCCUGUUAGAUAUCAUAAGGUCGAUCGCAUUAGCCAUAAAUGGAUCGAAAGACGACAGCAGCGAAAAUCAGAUCUAUCAGCCGAGUGAAUCUGAACGAAAGCUUCACGUACAAUUAAUAAACUCUAGCUGGUGUGGUCUAUUGGCAGCUCUCAGUCCGUUAAUAGAUGCCAGUACGGACGAAUCGGCAACAGAAAAUGUUCUAAAAGCAAUUCAAACCUUUGCGUCUCUGUGUGGUCAAUUGGACCUGCAAGCUCCACGCGAUGCUUUCAUUACUGCGAUAUGUAAAGCGUCUUUACCGCCUAAUUAUGCCUUGACUGUACUGUACAAUGCACCUCAAGGUAUACCAACGGCAAGACAUCAGGACUCGACUCAGUAUAACUUGACAAUGGGCGAGCCCGAUUAUAGGCAACAAGUAGUAGCCGUUGGUACACCAUUGCCAACGGCGUCUUUACCAAUUGGUGCUCAUCAAGGUCCUGUCAUGUUGACUGCGAAAAAUCUGCAAUGUAUGCGCGCCUUGUUGUCAUUGGCUCAUUGUCAUGGUAGCAUACUUGGUAGUGCAUGGCAUUUGGUACUUACUACUCUCCAACAUCUUGUUUGGAUACUCGGUUUAAAACCUUCUACCGGCGGGUCAUUAAAAGCAGGAAGAACCGCAGCUGAUCCGAAUGCUGUACUGACGAAUGCUGUUAUGGCGGAUCUACCAGUACUCAGCGCUAUGCUCAGUAGAUUAUUCGAGAGUAGUCAACAUCUUGACGACGUUGCUCUGCAUCAUUUGAUAGACGCUCUGUGCAAACUAAGUCAUGAAGCUAUGGAAUUGGCGUAUUCUAAUCGUGAACCUUCUCUGUUCGCUGUCGCUAAACUUCUAGAAACAGGUUUGGUAAACUUGCCACGUGUGGAAGUACUCUGGAGACCUUUGACAAAUCAUUUAUUGGAAGUUUGCCAGCAUCCGCACAUUCGUAUGAGAGAAUGGGGCGUAGAAGCGAUCACAUAUCUUGUCAAGAUGGCUCUUCAGCAUAAAUACCCGCAACCGCUCCGUGAUAAUCAAAAAUUACAAACUCUAUUGCUAGGGCCAUUGUCUGAGUUAUCGUCCGUGCGUCAUGGAGACGUCAGACAACGACAGCUAGAAUGUGUCUUGCAAGUACUUCAUGGUGCCGGGGAAACAUUAUACCAUGGCUGGCCUUUAGUUCUCAGUAUUAUAGGAGCAGUUUCUGAUCAUCAUGGGGAAGCUCUGGUGCGCAUAGCUUUCCAAUGUUUACAGCUGGUCGUAACGGACUUUUUGCCAGUGAUGCCUUGGCGAUGUCUUCCGCUGUGCGUUGAUACAGCAGCUAAAUUUGGAUCACAGACGCAAGAAUUAAACAUCUCGCUGACAGCUGUCGGUCUAAUGUGGAAUAUAAGCGAUUACUUUUAUCAGAACCAAGAGAAAUUGUGCGUGUGUCUGCGUGGAGAUUCGUCAUCGGUAUUUCCCGAUUUUCCUGGUACAACUAAUAUGCCAUCGUUCGAUAAACUCUGGAUGUGUCUCUAUGCAAGAUUAGGAGAUCUGUGCGUCGAUUCGCGACCCGCCGUACGCAAAUCUGCAAGUCAAACUCUAUUCUCGACUAUAUCCGCACAUGGUAGCCUUCUGCAUCAACCCACGUGGCAAGCUGUACUCUGGCAAGUAUUGUUUCCAUUGUUAGAUAAAGUAAGGAGCUUGUCGAAUUCAGCUAGCAGCGAAAAGGUUGAUACCAGUGGGAACAUACUUAUUCAUCAUAGCAGAAAUACAGCGCAGAAACAAUGGGCGGAAACGCAGGUUUUAACAUUAAGUGGUGUAGCCAGAGUAUUUAAUACGAAACGCCAAUUGUUGCAAAUGUUAGGAGAUUUUCCUAGAGCGUGGUCAUUGCUUCUCGAAUUCAUCGAGAAUUCUGCGCUUAGCAAGAACAAUGAGGUGUCAUUGGCGGCACUGAAAUCAUUUCAAGAGAUCCUCUUUCAACCAAAGGGAAGUGACGGCACCGAGGUAAUUCAGUCAAACGAUUCGGAAGGUUUGUGGACGGUGACGUGGCGCGUCUGGCUAAAUAUCGGAAUGGAAAGUACCGCGCCACCGCAGGAAGGCGAUACCGAGCCUUACGUGCCCUCCCAAGCAUUUCUGACUGCGCUGAUGCAUAUAUUCCCAGGCGUUUUCCAACAUAUUAGAAACAAGUUUACCGGCCCCGAUUUGCAGAAAUUAUGUAUCGUUUUGAAGAAUGCGGUAGCUGUUCCGGUGCAUGGCGAAUCGACGCCGUACAUUUUGCCGUCGGUGCCUGAUGUAGUUCUUACUCAUCUGCAAGAUGAAGUGUUACACUCUAUGGAGCUUUUGCAAAAAGAAGCGUUAAACGGCCCAGACAACUUACGUAUGAUGAUCGUACUGAUAUUUCUUCAAUUGUUGAGUUUCUCGAAGCUGGCGUGCGAGGCUCCGACCUAUGGUAAAAUACCCACGAAACACAUUUCUCAGAUCAGAGGCGUGUCCGCUGACUGGGUCACUAUGAAUUAUGUUCCAUUUGGCGAGAAAGCUCUGUCGAUGGUCGUAAGUUUAUAUCAGAAGACUGCGCACGAGAUGGCCGUGAUCGACGGUCAGGUACUAAAGCACAUUGUGGAAGCGCUGCAUGUACCGUUAGCCAUGAAAUAUGCAUGUCCAUCCGCGACCACAUGGAAAUUGGCCGUGACCAGUCUUUUGGCCGUUCUGCACACCGGGUUGCCGCUUGCCAGAAAAUAUCCCGAGCAGUUCCAAAGCAUGUGGCUCGAACUUGCGAGCACGUUAGACGAUUUCUUGUUCCCCAAAAGUGUACUAAAUGUCGAACGAGGAGUGGAAGAGAUCCAAGCCGACGAAGCAGUAGAUUGCCAGGUUAUGGAAUUACUGAGGGACGAAGUAUUACCGCAUUCUCAGCACAUACCUCAUCAAUUUAUAUUGAGAGUUGUUAUGCUUUUAAAUAAGGGCUCUAUACAUUCGGCCACUACAGCAAAUAUCGAGAACGGAGCAGAAACAAAAUUACGAGAAGAAUUCGCGAAAACUUGCUUCGAGACUUUGUUGCAGUUUUCUUUAUUAGAUGGACUGAACAAUGACGCGGAAAAUAGUCCUAAAAAGAAUUCAGAAAAUGACGAGGGCGGAAUUGCUGGACGUUUGGCAGUUACGGCUUUGCUGCAUAGAUUUCAAGAAGUUCUACGUCGAUAUAUUGAAAGUGAAAGACGGAGCGGAAAAUGUCCUUUGCCUAGGUACAGGUUGUCAGAGAUAUCGUUUGUUCUGAAAGCCGUUGCCACUCUCGUAGUAUCGCUCAAGAAAGCACCUCCCAACAAAGUCGAAAGAUCAGUAUGGGAACAACUGAUCGGACUAUACCCAUGUUUAGUGGAAUGCACGAUUGCAACUACUUCAGGACAAGUAUCUAGAUCCUUGCGAGAGGCUUUGUUGCAAUAUCAUGAUUUAUUGCGAGCACCGGUUCACAGCACGCCAACUCCCAAUGGCGUUUGACCAAUACAUUCAUUUCUUUUCACUGAGAGCGCGGACUUGCACUAAUAAUUGACGUACAGGGUGAGUAAUUUGCUUGUGUAACGACGUUCUGAUGUGUGACAAAAUAUACCUGCAAUUAACGAUUCUCUGGUUUUAUAUGGAAGAAUAAUGAGUUUACUGCAUAAUUACACGCCAAUAGUAGAAUAAAUAUCAUAUUAGGUCUUUUGUUGUAAGUACAAUUUCAGUAGUCUUGUACGAUCGCGAAGUAAUCUUCUAGAUCGCUGGAAUUUAUUCUGCUCAUCUGUCAAUAUACAUAUUAUUUUUACGACGUUGCAGUACAAUAAUAAUCAAAAUGCGAAUAGUUUUUAGAUUAACGUUCUCAUAGGAAUUUUGUAUAAAUUUGCAUAAUUUUCGUUUGUCGUUUUUUCGACUUUGCGAUUAUGUCAGGGAGAAUAAUAAAGAUCUCUUUAUCAGGUCUAUUUACUAGUAGCAAUGCGAAGAACUUUCAUUACAGGAUUGUUAUGUCGAUUAAAUUCGAAAUAAUUAGAAAGUAAUGACAAAUUAGAAAUUGAAAUGUUUCUCGUUUGAGAUAUAUGAAAUUGCGAAAGAGAAUUUAUUACCUAACAAAUAUUCUCCAGAGAGUGUAGGGAUUAUGUGUUCUAAUAGCGCAAUCGUAGUUUGUUAUCGUUCCGAGUAUACAAAAGGAAUGCUGUAUAUACCUGUGGGAAAUGUACAAGACAGCUUUUUUAAUUGGUGUGUUGUAAAUAUUAAUAUGAGAUAUAUAUAAAUACUAAGAUGCAGAGGCGAUUUUAUAAAUAAUAUAAACUAUCACUUACUAUUCUUACAAAUUGCGCGACGUCGUAAAUUAUAUUAUCAAAAUGUAAAUAAACUUAUGCAAAUUAAAUAAAGCUCUCUCUGAGCAACUGUUA